Molecule: messenger RNA, 1959 nt
Organism: Gekko japonicus
Lineage: Eukaryota; Metazoa; Chordata; Lepidosauria; Squamata; Gekkonidae
Gene: F2
Product: coagulation factor II, thrombin
Exons: 15
Coding region: 1-1866 (621 amino acids)
Biological process (GO): platelet activation; positive regulation of blood coagulation; blood coagulation
Cellular component (GO): extracellular region
Molecular function (GO): calcium ion binding; serine-type endopeptidase activity
Source: RefSeq, a predicted model, not a curated record
AUGCCUGUGUUAUAUGCAGUAGGGCAGAGCAGAGCCAGAAUGCUGAGGAUUCUUCUCCUAUCCAGUCUCCUGCACCUUACAGUGAGCCAUGACACAGUCUUUCUGGAGCAGAAGCAAGCCUUCUCCUUGCUGAAACGCUCCCGACGUGCCAACAAGAAGUUCAUGGAAGAGGUUCUUCGAGGCAACCUAGAACGAGAAUGUAUGGAGGAAACCUGCAGCUAUGAGGAGGCUCGUGAAGCCCUUGAGUCCAAAGACUUAACAGAUGCAUUCUGGAUAAAAUAUACAGAUUGUUUGCCUCGGAGGAACGUCAGAGCAGUUUUGGAUGCAUGCAUGGAAGGUAACUGUGCGGUAGAUGAAGGGCAAAACUACAGGGGAACUAUUUAUGUCACCAGAUCAGGAACUGAAUGCCAGUUCUGGUCAAGCAAAUUUCCUCACAAACCUGACUUCAACAUAACAACAUCUCCACAUGCCAACCUGACAGACAACUACUGCCGGAACCCAAAUAAAAGCCCAACAGGGCCUUGGUGCUACACCCGAGACCCAACAGUGCGAUUGGAAGAGUGUGCUGUUCCUGUGUGUGGUGAGAACCGAACCACAGUUCCAUUUACUCCAAAAAUUCAACAAGAAGACAUAAAGCAGCAGCCCCAACCCUGUGAAGCUGAUCAUGGACUGGGGUAUACUGGGACCCUCUCUGUCACCCUCUCUGGGAAGCAGUGCUUGCCGUGGGCCUCUGAAAAAGCAAGGCAGUUAAGCCAUAGUGCCUCCUUCCUGCCAGAUGUACAUCUCCUGGAGAACUAUUGUCGCAACCCGGAUGAUGAUGACGAAGGCGUCUGGUGCUACAUAGACCAUCCGAAUACCACCUUUGAAUACUGUGACUUGCACUACUGUGAAAACUCUCCAGAGGACGUGGAGGCCGGACAGCUGCCCAACAGCGCGAUAGGAGGCCGGACAGCUGCCCAACAGCGCGAACUCUUCUUUGACACUAGGUCAUUUGGCCAAGGUGAAGCAGACUGUGGUCUCCGUCCCUUGUUUGAGAAGAGGAAGAUUGCUGACGAUUUUGAGCAGGAGCUCCUAGAAUCCAUGGGCGGACGAAUUGUAAAGGGACAAGAUGCUCAGUCAGGCAGUGCUCCUUGGCAAGUGAUGCUGUUCAGGAAAAGCCCUCAAGACUUGCUGUGUGGUGCCAGCCUCAUCAGUGAUCGCUGGAUCCUGACUGCUGCUCAUUGUAUCUUCUACCCACCCUGGGAUAAGAACUUCACGGCAGACGACCUUGUUGUCCGAAUUGGCAAACAUAACAGAAGAAUACAUGAGAAGACCAGGGAAAAAAUUGUCUUGCUGGACAAAAUCAUCAUCCAUCCCAAAUACAACUGGAAGGAGAAUCUAGAUCGGGAUAUUGCACUGUUGCGCUUGAGGAAGCCUGUUCCUUUCAGUGACUACAUCCAGCCAGUCUGCUUGCCCACCAAAGAAACUGUGCAAAGCCUGCUGUUGUCAGGGUACAAAGGACGUGUGACUGGCUGGGGAAACCUUUAUGAGACCUGGGGCUCUAGCGCUGCCUUACCCACAUAUUUGCAGUUGGUGAACCUCCCCAUUGUAGAUCGAGACACCUGUAAGGCAUCUACCAAAAUUAAAAUCACAGACAACAUGUUCUGUGCAGGGUACAGUCCUGAAGACUCUAAGAGAGGGGAUGCUUGUGAAGGUGACAGCGGAGGCCCAUUUGUCAUGAAGAACCCACAAGAUAACAGGUGGUAUCAGGUGGGUAUCGUCUCGUGGGGAGAAGGCUGUGAUCGGGACGGUAAAUAUGGAUUCUAUACCCAUGUAUUCCGUCUGAAGAAGUGGCUGAAAAAGACUGUAGAGAAGCAUGGAAAUUAAAAGGAAUUUUAUCUCAACCUACAGCCCAGAUUUGAAAAGUAUGUCUAAAAAGCAAACAUUACAGUACCAAAAAGCUAAGAGAAGCUUUAAAAG